This is a messenger RNA of Fraxinus pennsylvanica, 576 nucleotides long. NCBI's taxonomy places the organism in Eukaryota, Viridiplantae, Streptophyta, Magnoliopsida, Lamiales, Oleaceae. The record is from the annotation of a GenBank genome assembly.
AUGUGGAAAAUUUACUCCAUUAUCAGCAACCCGUGCCUAAUGGAAGAAAUAGAUUAUGUUCCCGUUUUAGAGUGCCUCAAAGGGGGCGUUGAAGCUUUUGCCGGAGAGGACAGUUUGAUCCUUCAAGGGGAUGGUAUAAAUAAUGCAUUUAACAGAGGAUGUGGUCGUCCCAAGGUAAAAAAUACUAUAGGUUUCAUGCAUGACAGUGGCACCAGUAAGGCUCAAGAAAUCACUGGUGUUCAAGAAAGUGGUCGGACUGCAAAAAUGCAUUGCCCUUUCUCCUUGCCAUCAAAGUGUAGCUCCUUGACAGAUUCUCAAGGAUAUAUAUAUCACAUAGCGAAGGAUCAGCAUAGAUGCCGGUUUUUGCAACAGAUAUUUGAAGAAGGGACUCCUCGAGACGUGCAGCUAAUAUUUAGUACACCUUCUUUUAGACUCUGUCCAGAAGGGCCACCGGGAUUUCGCCAAUCCCACCAUAUUAAAGCAGCUAGAAGAUGGAGAUCAACUGCAGCCCGGUCAGCAAGAGGAUAUGAACCAGAUGGAGCUCAAUCAGCAAGAAGAGAUGCCAACAGGGACUGA